AUGAGACCGUCGCGACUGGCCAUGCGGCCCUACACCUGUCUCCAAUGCCUCACCAAAACACGACCUUCCACUCUCCGACCGCUUACACAAACACCGCGCAUUGCUUCCCUCCACAACACCUCCCGAUUAACGUCCGACUCUCUUGCUGCCUCUUCUCGACCAAGCAUAGCCCCCAAGCCUGUCGUCGAUAUCAAGCACAUCCGCCAAAACCCCGACCUCUACGCCCAAAACUGCAUCGAGCGCAACUAUCACCAACAAGCCACCUACCCACAGCGUAUCAACGACCUCCACGCCCAAUGGCAAGCCAAGCAGCGCGAGGCUCGUUCCCUCCGUGAGCGCUCCAACAUCCUGCGCCGCCAGCUCACCGACCCGGGCUCCAUCCGCGACGAAAACGCCGACACCAUCGCCGCCGGCACCCAGCUCCUAACAAGAGACGAGCUCAUCGCCGAGGCCCGCAAGCUUAAAGCCCUCCUCUCCACCAUUGAAGCCGAAGAAACCCGCAUCCUCUCCGAGAUCGAGUCCCUGGCGCUAUCCAUUCCCAACCUCACCUCCGACGAAUCCCCCCGGGGCCCCGAGCCCCAAGUUCUGUCCUUGAUCAACGAACACCCCGAACCCGUCCCCUCGGCGUCCGACCGCGUCUGGCGCUCCCACGUGCACAUCGGCAACGAGCUCGGCCUCCUCGACUUUGCUUCCGCCGGCACCACUUCGGGUUGGGGUUGGUACUUCCUCCUCGACGAAGCCGCGCAACUCGAACAAGCUUUGAUCGGCUACGCCCUCGACCUGGCCGUGCGCUCCGGCUGGCGCCAAGUCUCUCCGCCAUCAAUAGUCUACUCGCACGUUGCCUCGGCCUGCGGUUUCCAGCCCCGCGACCAGAACGGCGAAACGCAGAUCUACAGCCUGUCCCAGUCCGCCGAUGACGCGGCGCGGGGUAAGCCCGAGCUCUCCAUGGCCGGCACCUCCGAGAUCCCGUUAGCAGGGAUGCACGCCAACAAGACUCUUCUCUGCCCCGGCGACAUCUCGGAAUUUUCCCCGCUCAAAUACGUCGCCGUGUCACGGUGCUACCGCGCCGAAGCCGGUUCGCGCGGGCUCGAGACAAAGGGAUUGUACCGCGUGCACGAGUUCACAAAGGUGGAGCUUUUCGGGUGGACGUACCCUUCUCUCGAUUCUGCCUCUGAAAUAUUCAACGAGAUCGUCGACUUACAGACGGACCUCCUGUCGUCGUUGGGUCUACACUGCCGCGUGCUGGAGAUGCCUACCCAUGACCUUGGUGCCUCGGCAACACGCAAGAUCGACAUCGAGGCCUUUUUCCCCAGCAGGAGGGAACGGAAUGAAGGGUGGGGCGAGGUGACGAGCGCGAGCAUAUGCACUGAUUACCAGGCUAGAAGGCUGGCGACGAGGCUAAAGGGCGAAGAUGGAAAGAUGAUUGAGGGCGGGUAUCCCUUCACAGUGAACGGGACGGCCAUGGCGGUGCCGAGAGUGGUGGCGGCGUUGUUGGAGAACGGGUGGGAUGAGGAGACGGGGACGGUGUUCAUUCCGGAGGUGUUGAGGGGGUGGAUGGGUGGUAAGGAGAGGAUUGGGCCAAAGCCAAAGACUAAGAAGGGGUUGGGGGUUGGUGUUUAG
Messenger RNA from Sordaria macrospora k-hell, 1620 nucleotides. RefSeq lists its product as uncharacterized. Gene Ontology annotation, biological process: mitochondrial seryl-tRNA aminoacylation. Gene Ontology annotation, cellular component: mitochondrion. Gene Ontology annotation, molecular function: serine-tRNA ligase activity; tRNA binding; ATP binding. The record is from RefSeq and is a predicted model, not a curated record. Lineage: Eukaryota; Fungi; Ascomycota; Sordariomycetes; Sordariales; Sordariaceae.